This is a messenger RNA of Catharus ustulatus (Swainson's thrush), 5904 nucleotides long. It is a transcript of the gene MFAP5, whose product is annotated as microfibril associated protein 5. Gene Ontology annotation, cellular component: microfibril. Bases 5009 to 5683 code for a protein of 224 amino acids. Lineage: Eukaryota; Metazoa; Chordata; Aves; Passeriformes; Turdidae. The transcript is spliced from 8 exons. Gene Ontology annotation, biological process: embryonic eye morphogenesis. The record is from RefSeq and is a predicted model, not a curated record.
AUAAAAAUAAUUUCUUCAUAAAAAGACACAUGUCGUGGCAGCUGCAUUGAUGGACGGAGGCAAGAAAUUAUUAGAAUAGAUUAGAUUAAAUUAGAUUUUUCAGCUACCAGUGUUGCCCUUUUACAGGCAUCUUGUGCAGAUGCUGUUAAUGUCAAUACAGAAUGGUUUAUAUUUGUUGCUCUUUUCAUCUCUUUACAGCUGAGGUGAGCUAAAGCAGUGCAGACCCUUUACAUGUACACAUUUCACAUUAGGACAGAUUUUCAUUAACAUUGCUUGCCUUGGUUUCAGCCUGCCAUUGAGUUAGAAUAGUGACUACACCUGAGGAAGGUCACAAGAAAAUUCAGGUGAUCUGGUUGAAGUCAGCAGUACUACGGGAAACACAGUGAUUUAUAUCAAUGUGGUUGCAGUAAUGCCCGAAAUCUUUGUUCAGAUUCCCAUCAUGUCAGCUGUAGAAUGGAACAUAAAGGAAUAUUAAAGUCAGACUUUACAGUCCCUGUGAAGGUAUAGGUAAUGGAAGGAUGCAAACCCAAAAGUGGUGCUUCCUAAUUUCCCCACAACCUUAAACCCUCAUCAAACUGUCUGCUAACAUAUAACAACAUUUGCAUUUCUUCUACUCAGUGCAACUUGAUUUCUUUCUUAAAUCCUCUCAGAAGCAAGGUGAGUGCUGUCAAUGCUGAUACAGAGAAGGAUUUAAACAGUUCAAAUAUUUUGGAUUUGGCCAGUUUAAAAAAAGACUUUGACAACAGAUUUUUCAUAAACAUUACAGAAUUUAAUGCAAGUGGCUUUUGAAGUUGCCACCUUUUCCCCCUUCACCAAUGAUGUUUAAAAGCUCACAGGAUAUCCUAUUUUUAAAUAUAAUUAAUAUAAUUUUGCUGGCUUCAGACUCUUAGGGUAGACAGAACCACUAAAACCUGUUCCACCAUGGAGACAAUAAAAUGGUAUAAGAGGCUGGAAUUUAAGUAAGACAGAUAUUGUAUUUGUUUGGAAAGCUCACCUGUGACUUGAUCUGUGCUGGAGCAGCUCUGUGAACUUCCCUGUGUCUAUGUAUGACAUAGCUCUACUUCCCAGCAGUGACUUCUUCAGCCAGCUCUGGUUACUGCUGCAGGGCACAAUUGCUGUGCUGCAACAGGAGGAUUAAUCCUGCUGGCUUUGCUCCGGGGUUUGAGAUGUUCAGAAGAGAUGGGAGAAGGGGAGAGGGAAUCCAUCAUGUCCUUGCUGGUGUUUUACUUGUGUCUGCAGCCUCAUCUGUAUAUAAAAUUGUACCAGUUGAAUUAAAUGUGGUGUUUCUAUAUGCUCCAGAGUCUGUAUGGACACACAUAACUGAACCUGCCGGAAGAAUUUAUAUGUUUGUUAAGCUUAAAGUGUUAUGCAUCCCCUGAGAGAACAAUUUUGGGAAAAGUUCCCUGAGAAAAGCCCUAUUUGAUCUCAGCUCCUUGGAGAAAGGAGAGAAUGGAGGAGCAGGUGAAAUAGCCAGGAAGAAUCGGCCCAGAGGCAGUACAAAGGAUCAGAAAGGAAGGAUGUUUGUGAUAGUAAGAACUACAAAAAGAACAGAGAAGGAAACCCCAAAGCACAACCAGUGAAGAAGGAAGGUCCUGACAACUCACCAUAACCACCUUGACCAUGAGAAGCCUGAAUCACACAACCAAAUCACCAACCAAAGUGCAAAGAACUCACUAAUUUCCACUUCUUGUGCUCAGUUCUUCACAAUGCUGAACUGAUUUGAAGGAGCUGAGUCAGUAUUGAUUAGAGCAUGGACUACCUUAGUGUAUUUUGUGACUGCAAGGCUGCCUGCCCUCUAAGCACUGCCUUGUUGAUUUGGAAAUUAAAGGGUGAAGAAUUCCUUAUUUUUGUAGAUGAGACAACAGAAAACACGACUAUGAGUAAAGAGACUAAUUGUGUACUAGGCAGUGUUCGCUCUUCUACAGUGUGAUGAAGAUGUGAAGCUCCCAAAACUGGGGACACAUGGAUCUGGCCAUUACCUCGUGCCCAUUCCCACUGAUGACCUCAGCAACACCAGUGGAGCAACUGCAGGAUGGUGUCAGACCUCAGGUAUUAAAGGAGCCCAUUAGCAGAGGGGUCCUAAGAAAAUUCCUUUCAGCCCCAAUUCACAUGACUACUAGAGCUGCACUAUUGACAUGAUGCAUUCACAGAUCUCACAGCAGUUCAUUAAUUUCUUAUCGCUCGGAUGUAACUUAAUGCCCUGUUACCAUAAGGAUAUGUGAAGCCCAGGAAAACAAAGAGGAGAGGUAAAGUUCUCCAAGACUUUCACAAAUAGCAUGCCCCAGGAUCACUUAACUGUAUGUUUAGAUGCAGUAGUCUACAGGGUGAAACGCACCAGGAGAUUUUAAUUUCCAGGAAGGCUGAUUUUGUAUCUCAUCCAAAAUAUGCUACAAUCACUACAGCAUCCCAGAUAACAUAAUGGGAUCAGUACCAACUGGAAAGGAAGAUAAAUUUUUGCUGAAUCACUUUAGCUGCAUCUGAUCUUAGGUAAACACCUACAGGCACUUGGGUCAGCACUUGAGGGAAUAUAAGUAUGGAAGUGUUUCCUUUAUGAGUCACUCAUGCCAUUUACUGUGGCACAGUUCUUCACACCAUACUGUGGCACUGAUACCUGAACUUUUAGAAGAGUGCUUUACUUUGAGUCAUCAGCUGUAGAUGUCCCUCAGGAUACCCUGUGAUGGAGGACAGCAGUAUGCAAAGCAGGAAACAGCAGCAUGAGUGAGAAGGGAACGUGCUGAAGGAUUCAUCUCUCCCAGCCAUGAAGGGCAUCCAGCAAUCUUUGUCAAUAUGAGCCAAGGAGGGGGGGAGGAAAUCAAGAUUAUUUUCUAUCACAAAAAACAGGUUAAACAGUUGCUAAUCCAGUAGGCAGAAAAACAGGAGAGCUAAGAGGAGAUGCUUUAUACCCGAUGAAGGCCUGCAGAUCCAGAGCCACAGCUCUUGGAGUAUGUGCUUGGACUGCAAGAGAAAAAAGGGGCGUUCGCUCGCUGGUGUGCUGCGGCUCCCUCCGGUGUCCACCGCGAGCAAGAGCAGCAGGACACCAGCUAUUUCUCUGCGGCUUGUCUGGUAUGUGAAAUACUGAACAGCUUCCCAGCCAGCACUUCCAUCACCAGCAACAUCGCCCCCAUCCGCACCAAGUUCUCCAAACUGAGGGGUUCUGCUGGCACAAGGCAUCUACCCGCACCAAGUAGCUGAGGGAGAAUGUCUUCCAGUUUGAAAGAAAAAUUUAAAGCUCAAAAGCAAUCAGCAGAAACCUCACAGUUCUGGCUGUGGAUCCUGUGCUCUGUGGGAGAUGGUGGUACAUCAACACAUGGGUAGACGAAAACAUUUGGCAUCAAUGAAAAUUUCCAAAUAAAUGUGUUCAAAACUCACAUGGUCUUCAGGAUGUUUUUGUUAGCCUGUUAAGCAGUAACAAAUGACAACACACAGGCACAGAGAAAAACAAAAGCCAAACCAAGGUGUGUGGUAAAUUUUCCAGACAUACUGCUAUGUGGAUUUCCAGAAAAAGCCAAGGAUCUGAGAAGAUUCCUCAAACUCAUGUGUGUUUAUCACUUCUGUCACAUCCUUUUGGUUGUUUAAUGACCUCUUGAGCAUUUCCAAUGAAUUCAGUUUUAGCUGGUCCCUGAAAGUUGUGUCUUGCUCCAGUGAAACAGAGGAAUGGUGUUUGGGUUCAGAGGGCUGCCCCAAUGAUCAGGGAAAUGCUUAGCUUUCCCCUGCACCUCUUCUGGUGUGGUCCACCACUGGUGCAUCCUCCAGGAGUCUUGGGAGGAUGACAAAUAAGAAGGAACAUUUUUUUUCCUCUUGAGUACUGCCACAACUGAUGUUCAGCCACUCUCAGGUAAGAGUGUUGGCUUCAGUUAUGUCAUGUGUGAGCAACAUCUCAUGUGGCAGGGAGGACAGCGAGCAUUUUCUUUAGUAACUGUGUAUAAAGCAUUAGAGGAUUUUAUUUUCAGUUUGCAAUUAGCUGAGAACAAAUUAGGGUUACCGAGCUACCAGGAUGAGCCUUAGGGGACACAGCUUUCCCUUAGAAGGUUUCCGUCUUUCAUUGCUGUAUGAGGUAGGGAGCUGGGGUAAUUUCCUAGCUUUCUCCUUGGCUCCAGGACUGAGAUUAUAUCUUGAGGGUCAUCCAAUGCCUCCUCAAACCCAGCAGAGUUGUUACAGAAGCAGUAAAGGGAAAAGAAGUCAGUGAAAGCAGGAGGAGGGGGUCGGAUCCAGUGGCUGUUGGAGGACGAGUUAGGAAAAAGUGGCUAUUCCACUGGGAUUUGUGGGGCUUGCACCUCCGUCGAGGCACAGGGGAGUCAGAAGGAUGGCGGUGAAGGUCAGGUCUCGUUCCUCGUCUUCCUUCUGUUUGUGGUUCUCUCAUUUUCCUGCUUUUUAAUUUUUUUAAUUAUUUUUUUCAGUGUUCCCUGCCUUUCUCAGGCCAGAACGGCGGCGGCGCUGCAGUCCGGGCCCCGUGGCCGGUACCUGUUCCCGUUCCUUGUGCUCCCUGCCCGCCAUGAGCCUGGCCCAGCGGGAUCCCAGCCCCUCCAUCCCGCCGGGAAGCGCCAGCGGGGCAGCGGGGUGAUGUCACCGCUGUCGCUGUCCCCCGAUGUCCUCCUGCCAGCCCGUCUGCCCCCCUGUGUCCCGGCCCCGCUCGGUCCCCCCGGGCGCAGCGCCGCGGGCAGCGCCCGGCAGCGUCCCGCGGGAGAACGGGAUGCGGCAGCCAGGGAAACGGGAGAGGAGCCAAGCACUGGCGGGGGGCACAGGGCAGCCAGGGAAACGGGAGAGGAGCCAAGCACUGGGGGGAGACAGGCAGCAGCUGAGUCGGGAAACGUGGCUAGAGGCAGCUGAGGAGAAGCCGGGCUGCAUGGAAGGGCAGGACGAAACGGGACACCAGCGUGCAGCGCCGACCCAAGAAUCCAUCGCUGGUGCUGGGCCAUCCUGGGGGAAUGGGAGGAGCCCCUUCGGAGGACAAUAAACUCUGGAAUGAGGGUGUGGGCUGUUGCUCCUCGCUCUCCCCCCCUCAUUCCACAUGCAUGAUGAUACCAUAUCCCUCCAUCUCGCUGGCUUCUUGGGUUUUUUUCUUUUUCUUUUUUUUCUCUUUUCCCAGAAAUUGUAUUUUGAAGACAACCAAAAGGAGAACGUGUUCUGGGUGUGGCUGCAUGUGAUUUACCCAAUAGCCAAAGUGGGGGGGCGCCGAAGGGGAAAAACAGAGCGUCCGCUGCUGAAGGGAGUGGAAGCUGAGGGCUGCAGGAUGAAGACCUCUGGAACCUGUAUACUGUUUUGUGUCUUAACACUCUUCUUGUCCCCAGCUGACUGGUUUCCAUGGAUGGUCAAUGGGCAAGAACCAGAAAGUGCAACAGGUGGAGUUACCCCUGACAGCAGCUCUGUUCAGGCUGACAGCGAAACAUCAACAGCUUCAUCAGACUGUCGUGAGGAAAAGUUCCCUUGCACGCGCCUGUACUCUGUUCACAAGCCAGUAAAGCAGUGUAUCAGCUACCUCUGUGUUACAAGCGUGCGCCGCAUGUACAUAAUAAACAAGGAGGUGUGCACUCGCAUUGUCUGCAAGGAGAAUGAGGUCAUGCAAGAUGAGAUCUGUCGCCAGCUGGCUGGCCUUCCUCCUCGACGUCUCCGCCGAUCCAGGCAACCCCUGCCUCUCCCUUGCAGGCAGCUCCUGGAGCAGCAGCGCAGGCCUGAUGCUCUGUGAGCUGCCAGCAGUAGGAGAGGAAAAGGAAGAGAGAAGUCAUCAUCCACUACCUACAGUCCAAGACAAGUGUUUCUUGUUUGUGGUUCCCCCAUCAUUUCCUUGCUUCUAUGCCUUCUACAUCCUCUUCUUCAGGUGCUGCAGUGCACAAGUACAGUAAUUUCACAACUAUAAGGCGCACCCUUUUGACUAAAAUUUUCCCCCGAACCCGGAAGUGCGCCUUA